Messenger RNA from Pyricularia pennisetigena, 948 nucleotides. RefSeq lists its product as uncharacterized. Gene Ontology annotation, cellular component: cytosol; spliceosomal complex. The coding region runs from base 1 to 948 and encodes 315 amino acids. Lineage: Eukaryota; Fungi; Ascomycota; Sordariomycetes; Magnaporthales; Pyriculariaceae. Gene Ontology annotation, biological process: mRNA cis splicing, via spliceosome. The transcript is spliced from 2 exons. The record is from RefSeq and is a predicted model, not a curated record.
AUGGAAAGCCUCGCCGUUCUCACAACAAUACACAGUCCACCCAAGGUGGACGACUUCACCCCGCUCGCGGAGCACCAGGAGCGCACCCCGGCCACCUUCUUCGGCGGCAAGCCCGUCCUGCACUACCACGCCGCAUCUGCAAAAGCCCUGGUCCCUGCAUCACAGAGGCGCAGCUUGCCGAUAUUCCGGACUGCAGAUGCGGCAGCGGGCAGCGAUGAGGACGCAGAGGCGAACGUUGAGCAGACCGUUGACGUGUUUGUCAAUUCCUCGACACUCACGAUCUUCAGUCAAGACGCUACGAUUGGGGUCCAGAUCCCCUACCCCCAGAUCGGCAUCCACGCCAUUAAGACCCUCACAACGCCACCGACCGCGCCGUCGCCAACAGCAGGAGCAACGUCAGCCGUCUACAUGCAGUUGGACCUGCAGUCCAGCGGCGGCGCCGACGACGACGACUUCGACACGGUCGAGCUGACCAUCAUUCCGCCCGCCCCAACCACCGAAUCGACCCCGGCCCUAUUCGCCGCCAUAUCCGCCUGUGCCGAGCUGCACCCUGACCCUGCCGACGCCGAUGAUGAUGACGACGACAAUGACGACAGGAUAGUCUUUGAGUCGGCCGCAGGCUUCGAACCGGGGUCGGGCAUCUUCAGGGGCGCAAGCGACGGCGGCCUGCCGCCCGCCAUGCCCGGGAGCUCGGGCUGGAUCACGGCCGACAAUGUCAAUGAGUUUUUCGACGAGGACGGGAACUGGAUCGGCGCCGAGGAGUACGACGCCGACGAGGGCAUCAGUGGUGAACUGGGCGAGGGUGCUGGCCGCGUGAGGGGCAGGGAUGAGGUUUCUGGCGCUGAGGAGGUGGCGGCGGUAGCGGCGAACGGUGCGCAAGGCCCUAACGGACAGCAGAAUGGGGUCGAUGGUGAAGAUCCAGAGAGCAAAAGGCAGCGGACGGACUGA